This is a messenger RNA of Emiliania huxleyi CCMP1516, 615 nucleotides long. RefSeq lists its product as hypothetical. Bases 1 to 615 code for a protein of 204 amino acids. Gene Ontology annotation, cellular component: membrane; cytoplasm. The record is from RefSeq and is a predicted model, not a curated record. Lineage: Eukaryota; Haptophyta; Isochrysidales; Noelaerhabdaceae. The transcript has a single exon.
AUGCGCGGACCGCGCUCGCUUGGAUCCACCUAUGCCCGCCUGUCCGACGCGCACCCGCACAAGGUGGCGUCGGCGACAGCGUGCUCCGUGCUCGGCGCCUCGGACGCGACGGCGCAGCUCAUCUCCCAUCACUCCAGCCCGCCGGACGGGCGGCCCUUUUCCUUUGACUGGCAGCGCUGGCGCGCGCUCGUGAUAUGGGGCACGGCCUUCUACGGCGGGCCGUGCCGGCACUUUUACAUGCUCUACGAUCGCUGGUUUGGGAACGCGCCGCUGAUCAAGGCGGCCGUCGACGUGUUUGGGAAUGGCGCCUUCAUCGUGGUGCCGAGCUUCUACCUGACGACCGGGCUGCUCAAGGGGCAGACGCUGGCAGAGGCAGGACGUCAGCUCUCAGAGGAGUGGGUCACGGCCGCAUCGGGCACGGUCGCCUUUUGGCUGCCGGCCUGCAGCCUCAACUUUGCCUUUGUCCCUCCCCACAGCCGCAUCCUCGUCAUCACCGCCAUGUCGCUGCUGCACAAGACGUGGCUCUCGCUGUUGUCCAACGAGGGGCGAGUGCGGGCGAGGGGCCGCGACAUCGUCGAGACGGCCCAGCAGGGCGGAGCCGUGUUGGCCCCGUAG